CCAAGCGGUAGCUUCAAAUAAGGACAUGCACUUUAGUUGAAACUACUACCUUAUAUAUCCUCUCUAUACACCUAACAUCUUCGCUGACCCUUUCAUCAUACACUUUAUCUCUCUGAUCAUUCUCAUCUCCCACAUAACCCUACUAGCACUUCUACUACUGUCCCUCAUCACAUGUUUCUCUCCGCCUAUCCCACAGGAAGACUACCAUAAGCCACCUUAUAGACUAUCCUAUCCCACAUCUCCAAGUCCGCACAACAUCUCCAGCACAACACCUAUUGCAGAAAAAGUGGAAAGAGGAAAAUAAAAUAUACAAUAAGCAUGGCCACAUCCAUAAUAACGCCGUCCCUGCUCUCCUCGAUACGCACACAUCCCCGCCUGCCCCCCAACACGUGGUAUUACAUUGCCGGCGUGACGCUCUCGACGAUCAACCGGCCCGACGAAAUUCCCAAAGUGCUUCGAUACGCGCUGGAAAAGGACGCGAAUCUUGAUGUGAACUUGAGUAACUCUCAACAUGCGCCACACCAGGGGUCAUCCAAGGCGUCAGAAGCAGAGCAGCAAACGACGCAAAUCCAGGCUCUACAGAUUGCGCGCAGGAUGCGAGAAGCAUUGAUUAAAUCUGCGCCGAUAUGCGGACUGCCAAAGGCAAUCAACGCUCUCCUCUCCCUCAAAAGCGCCACCCCGCCCUCCCUGCUCGACGACCCCAUGGGCUACUCCCCGACCAUGCGGCCCGUCGAGCUAUACGACAUGCCGAGCUCGCAGAUCCUGCACCGCGGCCAGGGUUUCUUCGACCGAGUCUACGGCAAGAUUUCCAAGCGGGUCAUGGGCCAGAUGGACCGCUCGGGGACCGAGGAUCUCGGCGUCACGGCGCGGCUCAUGUACGGGUACAUUCUCAGCAACACGAACGUGCUGAGCGCCGAAGAGAGCAGUUAUGUGCUUAUUGCGGGGCUGAUUCCGCAGGAUGUAAACCCGCAACUCAAAGGCCAUCUAAAAGGCGCAGUGAACAACGGCGCGACGGUCGAGAGUGUGUGCGCGGUGCGCGACAUUGUGAUACAGAUAUGCGAAGCGUCGGGCAUGAAGACGAUAGGGGAGAACGCCGUGGGGGGAUGGGGCUGGAGGGGCGAGGUCGCGAAUUUAUGAUCUAGCGUUCUGCGUGGUUUAAUUCUUCUGCAUAGCGGCCUCCCCCCGCCCCUCCUUUUUUGUUUUUUUUAAACACUGAAAUACAUAUGUAUAUGUUGUUGCGGCAGGAGUAC
Messenger RNA from Xylona heveae TC161, 1250 nucleotides. RefSeq lists its product as hypothetical. Bases 319 to 1137 code for a protein of 272 amino acids. The record is from RefSeq and is a predicted model, not a curated record. NCBI's taxonomy places the organism in Eukaryota, Fungi, Ascomycota, Xylonomycetes, Xylonales, Xylonaceae. The transcript is spliced from 3 exons.